Molecule: messenger RNA, 1216 nt
Organism: Ictidomys tridecemlineatus (thirteen-lined ground squirrel)
Lineage: Eukaryota; Metazoa; Chordata; Mammalia; Rodentia; Sciuridae
Source: RefSeq, a predicted model, not a curated record
UCCGCUGCCCAAGCAUUAUUCCUGAGUUCUGUGGGUGACCUCACAAUGCCCAGUGUGGCACCCAGACUCUGCCUGUAGUUGGUCCACCAUGUGGGCCUCCCUAUGUCUCGUUAGCGUUUCUUUCCCGGUUCUGUGGGCCCAGACGUUAAUCAGCUGCUCCUACAAGAGUCUGUGCCAGCAGGCACUGCUCUCGGGCAAUGAUAUUGUCCUGCAUUGUGACCAUAAGGAGGCACUCUGGUAUUUUUCUUCCAUUCUUGGGGAGAAUAUCUUCUUGCUUAACUCAUGGCCUAAUAUAAAGACACUGCCUGGGGGCAGCCUGCAAUUGACCAAGCCUCAGCCCUCGCAGGCAGGCCUCUUUCGCUGUGAGGACAGUACCAACGCCCUCCUAGUAGAAUAUGAGAUUGAUUUCCAGGAUGCCACCACCCUGCAUAUCACACACAAAGACCUGGGCCAAAAGCCCCUGCAGAAUGAAACUCUGAACCUAGGUGGCCAGGUACUUAUUUUCACCCACUGGGAGCCCUGGCAGGACUGUAACCGCUGUGGGGAGCCAGGCGAACGCAAGCGCCUGGGGUACUGCUAUGUUGAGGAGCCCCCGGAAAAACCCAUGCCCUGCUGGCUCUACCUGAGGGACGAGGAGGUGCAAUACAGCCGCUUGCGGCCCGAGAUGCAGGUGGAAAGAUGCCUUGUUCCCUGUGACCCCGGCAAGGAAAUCAAACAGCCAUUCUUCAUCUAUGACAUUUACCAGCUGGGCAAGUUGACCAACCCCAUGUGGCUCACCUGCCCUUUGGCUUCCAUCUACAGGCCCAUCAUGUGGGAAGUCAACGGCAUCCCCCUGACUUGGCGGGGCCAGCUGGUCGGCCAGGGCAUGAACACCGUCCUGGACACCUCCACCGGCGGCAGGCAGCUGCAGAUCUUCCAGCCGGCCACAUACAAGUGCUACGUCCACCAGGAGUUCAUGGCCCAGUUCAGCCCCGUGAUGGGUCCCGAGGCCUUGGAGGAGCAGAACAAGAAGGAGGAGCAGCAGUGGCAGGUGGGCAAGGUCCUGGUGCCGCCCAAGGAGGCCGACUCGGUUCUCAAGGGGCUGAAGCUGAUGCUGCUCAUGGUCUUCGUCCUGGCCCUGGCCGGGCUACUCUUCAGGGUCUUCCGUCCUGCCUGGGACAAGAGGAAGAACUCCGUCCUGCUGGUGAAAUAAAGCGAGCCUGCUUGCCCAAGGGGA